AUGUCGCUGCCGAAACGUAUCAUCAAGGAAACCGAGAGGCUCAUUGCCGAUCCAGCGCCCGGUAUCAGCGCGACUCCUCACGAGGAUAACUUGAGAUACUUUGACGUUGUCAUCUCCGGUCCUGCGCAGAGCCCCUUCGAAGGUGGUGUCUUCCGUCUCGAACUCUUCUUGCCGGAAGAGUAUCCCAUGUCGGCUCCCAAGGUCCGCUUCCUCACAAAGAUCUACCACCCAAACAUCGACAAGCUCGGCCGCAUCUGCCUAGAUAUCCUCAAAGACAAGUGGUCUCCAGCGCUUCAGAUCCGCACCGUCCUCCUCUCCGUACAAGCUCUGCUCUCCGCACCCAAUCCGGACGAUCCGCUCGCCAACGAUGUCGCUGAGCACUACAAGAAGGAUGAGAAGGGAGCAAUCGAGGUCAGCAGGCAAUGGACGGCAUUGUAUGCCAAGUGA
This is a messenger RNA of Pseudozyma hubeiensis SY62, 447 nucleotides long. RefSeq lists its product as hypothetical. NCBI's taxonomy places the organism in Eukaryota, Fungi, Basidiomycota, Ustilaginomycetes, Ustilaginales, Ustilaginaceae. Gene Ontology annotation, biological process: protein K63-linked ubiquitination; DNA damage tolerance. Gene Ontology annotation, molecular function: ubiquitin conjugating enzyme activity. The transcript is spliced from 4 exons. The record is from RefSeq and is a predicted model, not a curated record. The coding region runs from base 1 to 447 and encodes 148 amino acids. Gene Ontology annotation, cellular component: nucleus.